Ramularia collo-cygni is the source of this 1629-nucleotide messenger RNA. RefSeq names its product related to alcohol oxidase. The record is from RefSeq and is a predicted model, not a curated record. The coding region runs from base 1 to 1629 and encodes 542 amino acids. Gene Ontology annotation, molecular function: oxidoreductase activity, acting on CH-OH group of donors; flavin adenine dinucleotide binding. Lineage: Eukaryota; Fungi; Ascomycota; Dothideomycetes; Mycosphaerellales; Mycosphaerellaceae. The transcript is spliced from 2 exons.
AUGGCCUCGUACGACUUUGUCAUCGUUGGCGGUGGCACAUCGGGGAGCGUCCUGGCUUCAAGACUCGCCCGGUCGGCCAGCAGACCAUCCGUAUUACUCCUCGAGGCUGGAGGGUCAAGCAUUGCUGCCGAGGAUCUGGAUGUGUCCCAACGCUUCCACCUCGCCUUCAAGCCGAAUUCUCCCCUCAACUGGAAGCAUAAAACCACGGAACAAUUCGGAAGGCCAAUCGACUACAGUAGUGGACGGGUUCUGGGUGGCAGCACGGCCAUCAACUUCUCCGCCUUCGUGCUCGGUUCUCAAGAAGACUACAACGAAUGGGCUCGCAUUGCCGAUGAUGAAGCCUUUUCUUGGCCGCAGAUCAAGCAAGUCCUGAGUCGUAUCGAGCGAUAUCAUAAAGAUCUCCAUCCCUCUAAUGCUGACUAUGUUCGACUACCCGAGAGAGGCGCAGGUCAUGGUUCGGUGGAUCUCACGUAUGGAGAGGCCACCAGUCCGACCAUCCAUCAAAACUUCACUGCCGCCGAUCAAGUCGGCUGGCCUCGAAAUCUCGACCUCAACUCGGGAAAUCCCAUCGGAUUUGGAAUCAGUCCGGCGUGCUUCCUCAAUGGCAAACGCGUGACGGCAGCGAGUGCAUAUCUUGACAAUCCUCCCGAUAAUCUCACCAUCAUCACCAACACCACAAUCGCACGCAUCUCCACUGAGGACCUGCAAGUCAUUGACCUCGACGGCCACAUCYACCAAGCCCAAAAAGAAAUCAUCAUCUGCUGCGGAGCGGUCAAGACCCCUCAACUCCUCAUGCUCUCCGGAAUCGGCGAUCCCGAAGAGCUGCUCCAACACGGCAUCAACCCCAAACACCCUCUCCCUCGCGUCGGCAAAGGUCUCCAAGACCACUGCUUCACCACGGCCGGAAUCCUCCUCCACACCGACACUCCCACUCCACCCGUCCCCCCAACCCACCGCAUCCCCUCAAUGAAAGGCUGGUUCAAACUGCCCGACCUCCCCUCAACCCCCGAAUUCAAAUCCCUCUCUCCUUCAACCCAAUCCCACCUCCAACACCCCAGUGUCCCACAUUGGGAAAUCGCCAUCACAGCCCCUCCGACCCCCAACGACGACGAAAAAGCCGCCCCGUUCCCCUCAAAUCAAAUUCCCCUAACGGCAAUAGCCCUCCUCAUGAACCCCCAAUCCCGCGGCACAAUCUCUCUACAAUCCUCCUCCCCAACCAUCCCACCCUUAAUAAACCCCUCCUACUUAACCCACCCCCUCGACCUCAAAACUCUCCUCCUCGCAACACGCUCCCUCCUAACCUACCUCACGGCCCCAACAUUCGCCUCCAACACCCUCCGUCCCUUAUCCUGGCCUAACAAAAACGAUUCCUCAGACGAAUCUCUCACACAAUAUAUCAAGGAGAAUUUAUCCAGUUCCUGGCAUCCUUGCGGUACGGUUUCUAUGGGGAGGAAUUCUAAUGAGGCUUGCGUGGAUGGGGAUUUCAAAGUUUUUGGGGUUAGGGGGGUGAGGGUGGUGGAUUUGAGUGUUGUUCCUGUUUUGCCUAGUGCGCAUACGAUGAGUGUGGGGUUUUUGGUUGGGGAGAUUGCUGGGGGGAAGAUUUUGGGGGAGUAUGGGUUGGAUGGGUAG